AUGAACCCUACAAAGUGCGCAUUUGGAGUGCCUGCAGGUAAAUUGCUGGGAUUCGUAGUCAGCCGUAGGGGCAUUGAAUUGGACCCUACUAAGAUUAAAGCAAUUCAGGAGCUACCGCCUCUCGAAACCAAAAAAGAAGUCAUGAGCUUCUUGGGAAGGUUGAACUAUAUUAGACGAUUCGUAGCCCAGUCAACUGUGAUUAUAGAGCCAAUCCUCAAGUUACUCAAGAAGGACGCUCCCACAAAUUGGACAGAGGAGUGCCAAGAGGCAUUCGACAAGAUCAAGAGAUACCUCUCCAAUCCUCCUGUCUUGGUACCGCCCAGGCCAGAAAAUCCUCUACUACUGUAUCUGUGGGUAUCAGAGAAGGCUUUCGGGUGCAUACUCACCCAAAAUGAUGAAGAGGGCAAAAAGGAACAUGCCGUCUACUAUUUGAGUAAGAAGUUCACCUCCUGCGAAGCGCAGUAUACGCUCGUAGAGAAGACCUGUUAUGCUUUGACCUAG
Lycium barbarum (goji berry) is the source of this 501-nucleotide messenger RNA. RefSeq lists its product as uncharacterized. NCBI's taxonomy places the organism in Eukaryota, Viridiplantae, Streptophyta, Magnoliopsida, Solanales, Solanaceae. The record is from RefSeq and is a predicted model, not a curated record. The transcript has a single exon. The coding region runs from base 1 to 501 and encodes 166 amino acids.